This is a messenger RNA of Penicillium verrucosum, 546 nucleotides long. RefSeq lists its product as uncharacterized. The record is from RefSeq and is a predicted model, not a curated record. The coding region runs from base 1 to 546 and encodes 181 amino acids. NCBI's taxonomy places the organism in Eukaryota, Fungi, Ascomycota, Eurotiomycetes, Eurotiales, Aspergillaceae. The transcript has a single exon.
AUGGACAUGGCAGACCCCGUGGACGGUGUUUACGAGUCCGGUCGCAAGAUCGAAUCAAUGCACCACUGGAACAGUUGGUACAGCAAGGACGUGGUCAAGAUGACCACUGUUUCUGCCGCCGCAGGCCGCAAGUCUGUUCUCCGUCGCUGGGUCUUUGAUCAAGAGGAGACUGUGAACACCGCUACUGGCGAGACUCUCCGUCAUUUCUGGGUCAUGACGAACGGCUACUCCCUGGUGAAGUACACAUACGGCGAGCAUGUGCCGGAUGAUGCUAUCAACUUCGAUGCUACCGAAAAGACCUGGCCCGAAGACCCCCGCGGCUAUGAAGACCGCCUGGGUCCCCUGCGUCCCGCAGAGGAAGACGGUGUUGCUAAGGAUCGGUGGUUGCUCCGCGAUGCAUUUGUGGUUGGUGAGAACGUGCACCAAUUCUAUGUUCGCGAAGAAGAUGAGGGCCACAGCGUAAUUGAAAUUGUCUGGCUCGGUCCCAAGGGCGGCGGUGGCGGUGGUGUGAGUGACCAUUAUCUUCGCGGCACUUACCAGCAAUAA